AUGACCGAGAGGCUGGAGCUGGAGUGGCGGGUGCCGGUGCCGCAGCCGCUGGUGGAGGGAUGCCUGCUGGACCGCUGGAGCGAGGAGAAGGACGCCCCCAAGCUGGAGCCGCGCUGCUUCUUCAGGGUCGACGACUGCGGCUUCUUCAUCCACUGGAGGAGCAAAGGCCACCAUGGAAACGUCAUAGAAUUGUCCCAAGUUAGUGACAUUAGAGCUGGUGGCCUUCCAAAGGAUCAGAAACUGCUGUCACAAUUACGUGGAAAACAUGGCGAUGAUGUGGAAGAAAAGUCACUAACUAUAUGCAGUGGUACAGAUUAUGUCAACAUAAACUACCAGCAUGUAAUAUGUCCAGAUACUGACACCGCCAAGGUCUGGUUAGAUGGACUAAGGAAAAUCACAAACAAUGUGAAAGCAGACAACAUAUGCCCAAUGAUGUGCUUAAAGAAACACUGGAUGCGUCUUCGGUUGCUCGUGAAUCCCAAGGGCAAAGUUCCUGUUAGAGUUGUAGCCAAAACUUUUGCAUCUGGACAAACAGAGAAGCUGGUCUACAAAGGUCUAUCUGAGCUGGGUCUGCCCCACAGAAAACAUGCUUCAAUUGAUGCAGCAGAUUUCACAUUCAACAAGUUUUAUGCACUGUACCACAAGAUCUGUCCAAGAACUGACAUUGAAGAACUUUUCCAAUCAAUCACUCAGUGCAAAAGUUGCAAGAUCAGUAUUGAACAGUUGAUUACAUUUCUCAAUGAGAAGCAACGUGAUCAAAGACUGAAUGAGAUCCUGUAUCCCCUAUAUGACAAAAGGAGUGUGGAGAAGAUAAUAUCAUCAUAUGAGCCAGAUGAGCAGACAAGGCUGGAAAACAAAUUAUCAAAAGACGGCUUGAUCCAGUACUUGAUGUCAGAUGAGAAUGCUCCUGUGUACUUGGACCGACUGGACUUGUACAUGGACAUGGACCAGCCAUUGUCGCAUUACUACAUUAACAGCUCCCACAACACAUACCUGACCGGCUUCCAGUUUCGUGGCAAAUCCUCUGUGGAAAUGUACCGCCAAGUCCUGCUUGCUGGUUGUAGGUGCAUUGAAUUAGACUGUUGGGAUGGAACGAGGGAUGAUGAAGAACCAAUAAUAACACAUGGCGGAGCAGCAUGUACAGAUAUUUUGUUCAAGGAUGUCAUACAUGCAAUACGGGACACUGCGUUUGUGACAUCAGAGUACCCCGUCAUCCUGUCUCUUGGGAACUACUGCAGCAAGGCUCAACAGUACAAACUGGCCAGAUACUGCAAUGACAUCCUGGGUGAUCUGCUGCUCAAGGAACCACUCCCAGAUUUUCCGCUGGAACCUGGACUACCGCUGCCUUCACCAAAUGCCCUCAAAAAGAAAAUUCUGAUCAAAAACAAGAAGCUAAAUCCUGAUGUGGAAAAGCAGGAGUUGGAACUGUUCUGGCAGGGACAGUUUGUCAUUGAAGAAGAUGAGGAAGAAGACACGUCUGCCAUCAGUGAAGCUAAACUGGAUGUUCCCGGAUAUGAUGCUACACAGGAGAAUGGAGACAUCCCCAGCCCCGUGAAAUAUCCACCAUCAACAAAUAAGAUUCAUCCAUGGCUCUCAUCCAUGGUGAACUACAUUCAACCAGUCUAUUUCCAGGGAUUUUAUGUUGCUGAGGAGAACAAUAUACACUACCAUAUGUCAUCUUUUGAGGAAAGGGAUGGCCUUCAGUAUGUGGAGUCGCAGGCUAUCCAGUUUGUUGAUUAUAACAAACGGCAGCUGAGCCGCAUCUAUCCUAAGGGACUCCGUCUCAAUUCAUCGAACUACAUGCCACAGGUCUUUUGGAAUGCGGGCUGCCAGAUGGUGUCACUGAACUUCCAGACUCCUGACACACCCAUGCAGCUGAAUGAGUCAAAGUUUGAAUACAAUGCACGUUGUGGCUACCUACUGAAGCCAGAUUUUAUGCGGAGAGCUGACCGGAGCUUUGAUCCAUUUGCUGAAUCUCCCGUCGAUGGUGUGAUUGCCGCACAGUGCCUUGUGAAAGUCAUAUCUGGUCAGUUUCUGGCCGACAAGAAAGUUACUACUUAUGUAGUAGUGGAAAUGUAUGGUCAGCCAACAGAUACAAUCAGGGAUGAGUUCAGAACGUCCAAGGUUACAGGAAAUGGCCUGAACCCAGUAUACAAUGCAGAACCAUUCCUGUUCAAAAAGGUUGUGCUGCCUGAGCUUGCGAUGUUGAGGUUUGCUGUGUACAGUGAGAAAGGGAAGCUUCUGGGGCAGCGCAUUUUGCCUCUGGAUGGGCUGCAGGCUGGCUACCGGCACAUCUCCCUCCGGACAGAGGCCAACUUCCCCAUGUCACUGCCCAUGCUGUUCUGCUACAUAGAACUCAAAAUAUAUGUGCCUGAGCACUUUGAAGGUGAUGGAAGUGAAGGAGGAGCUGGUGACAGUGGUAGCGACGAUGGCAACAGAGGAUUGGGCAGCAGCAGUGGCGGCAGCAGGAAAUCUGGGAAGUCUUCUGACCAAAGGUCCAGUGGCCCUGCAACACUUGAAGAACACUAUGAGGAGAUGGAGUUUGAUGCAAUCACACUAGACUCGUUAAGAGCUGAGAAAGUCUACCAGAAGUCUGCACGACAGCAGCAGAAGGAGCUGGAGGCAUUGCAUAGGAGGCAGCACCGGGACAGCCUCACUGUCCAGAGUGAACAGUGUGCUGCCAUUGAGGAGCUCACAAAGGGCCGCAGCCAAGAUGAGCUUAUAUCAGAUCCAGAGGUGCAGAAAGUAAUAGCAGAACAGACUUCUGAGUGGUCAGCAAUGUUGGAGCGGCACCACAGGGAGGAGUGGGCGAUGCUGAGGAGGCAUGUGCAGGAUCAGCAGGAGAUCCUCCAUAAAAUCAUGAAGAAUGUACAGGGUUCCCAGGUAAAGCAGUUAAAGUUGAAACAUGACAGGGAACUGAAGAAGAUGUACACUCAGCAAGCAAAAAUCUCCAUCGAAACAAUGAGGACAGUCAGCAAGGACAAGUCAUUAAAGAAAGGAGAGAGAGAGCGCAUACUACGUGAGAAGCAGCAGAACAAUAUAAGGAAGUUUGUGGAAGAGAGGAAUGUGGCUGACAUGAGGCAGGACAGGGAGAGGGAGAAGCUGACCCUUCAGCACCAGCAGCAGGCUGCUAACGUCAAUGCUGAACUGCAGAAUCUCAUUACAAUGAUAGAAAAUGACGAAAUUGAGUAUGAACUUGGGCCAAAGAAUUGAAUUCUCUGUAUAAAGGACUAUUUAAAUCUGUAUCAGCUGAAGCACCAGUCCAGGUGGCUACAGAAGUGUCACAACCUGCACACUACAUUUCCAGGAUUUUUUGAAAUAAUAUCUUAGGAGAAACAUAUUUUUUUUUAAAUGGAAAAGAAAGCUGAAAAAAGUAUUGUAGUGUAAAGUAAGAUUAAUCCUAGUCUUUCUGAGAUAAGAUUAGUGUAUGUACACCUGUCUGUGAUAAAGUGUAGUUAGAAAGAGCUUUAAUUAGGAUGUGUCUCAAAGCAAGUUGUGAUUCAUAAUUCAGUAGUGCAGAACUGAGCAAUUCAAGUCAUUAGAAUUUGAGGACCAACCAGCAUGAGAUAUAUACAGUUACAACUGUAAUUGUAAUGUUUCAGAAAGGAUAUCACAGUUUAAAUCCAUGCUGCAUUUGUUAACUUUGAUUUACAUUGAUAUGUGACAACAUGAAGUGAAAAAGAAUCAAACGAUUUGUCCUACUAUGUGAGCACCAUUUUCCACACGGCUUACAACCAAUUGAUAGGCAGAUUGUUUCAUAUCUUUAUUAAUAUGUCUAAACUAAUUUAUACACUAGCAGCUUCAGUACUAUUUCUCGAGUUGAUAGAUCCUACUAGGAACAGUGCAAGCUAUCAUUAAUCCAUAUUCCCAAGUGAAGUUCGUUCCAAGUUGUAUCAGAAUUCUGCCUCUUACAGAUAGAGUCCACCAGAAUAACACUCUAGCAAAUAUGACAAUAUUCGCGGUACGCACUCCACUGAUAGCAUCAACACUGGUUUAGGCUGGUCCUGGGCCAGUCUGUGUGCCAGAGUCUCGCAUGAUCCUGUCAGAGGGCAUGGAUCCAUACCAUCUGAGUGGUGGCACUAUAGUUGUCAGUAACAACGUUGUAUUUCGUGGCAACGUCGGGUGGCCUCACUACAGUUCCUCCUUCCAAAACAGUGACCACCUGAGGAAAAAUGAAAGUAGUGCAUGGUCUCGAGGAGCAACCACUGGGGAAGGCAGCAGGUCUAGGUCCACAGGCAUUGCUGCUGAAGGCCGAGGCAGGACAGGGCUCGAUGGGACUGCUCGAGUUGCCACGGGGCUGGAGGAUCCACACGGGGUGGCGAAGUAGGUGGCUGCUGACAAGAAUGGCAGAGGUGAAGUUAGUUUCGGUGACCCUGCAGAUAUCCGUGGGCAGAGGCUACAGUGUGCAGUGUGGACCCAUCAUGAAUGGAAAUCACUUUGCAGAUCCACGUUCGGUUGUGACAACAGAUGGGUCCACACCGGGGAGCCCAUCUAGAAGGGAAGCGCUCUGGUGAUGAAGUGUGGCAGUGAGUCAUCAUUUAUUUGUUUCGUUAUUUUAUUACUGUUUGUUUCCCCAACUGUAGAAUGGAAUGAAAAUGGAAAAGCCAUUGCAGAAGAAGUAGGGAGCGAAUGUCAAUCCAACUUCACCUUUUGGAAUCUGUACUAAAUGCUUCAGCCUCUGUCAUUUGGUGUUGUAAUAUAUCAAAACCUUUUAUCUGGUGAGAUCCCUGUGUUUCUGAUUGUAUAUAUUUGUGUUUAAUGAACUUGGCCAAAAACCAGUCAUUGUGCCAUAUUUACUCUAGUCCAUUAUAUGAAAAUGAUCUCAGAAUAGAUAUCAGUGAUGAUUGAACAAAUAUUUUGCAUCAAAUGUGCUGAAAAUGAACAUGUACUGUGUCUUAGUGUUAUAUUAGCAAUAUUUUAGUCAAAAGAGAAGGGUCUACUUUGUGGUUAGAAGAAAGUAAAGGAGACAGAAGUGCAGAACAUGAAAAAUCUCUCAUAGUAAUGGUCAGAAGAGAGACAUGGUGCAUGAAGGAAUUCUUACAAUAUUCUUUCUCCUCAUAAAGGAUAUUUAUUUAUUUUUAACUUUUAUUUUAUUUACUUCUAUUUAGUUCCCAGGGCUAGACAUUCAGCAACGGUAAAUUGUUUGUCUGUGAGCUGUACUCCAGUUGUUUCUGAUUUAACAUAUGACAUGUGAGAUACUCCUCCUCUGUCCCAAAUAUAACUGAUAUUCACUGUUUACUUUUACUUUAAGAAAUGAAAUUAUGUAUGUUAGUAUGAAUUCCAUUGUUUGUUGUAUGUGCUGUAUAAAAUUAAUUUAUUGUAUGUGUUGUAAUGGCUCAUAGGUUUAAAAUUUGUAUGUUCCAGUCUCAAUGAAAA
Molecule: messenger RNA, 5376 nt
Organism: Schistocerca cancellata (South American locust)
Lineage: Eukaryota; Metazoa; Arthropoda; Insecta; Orthoptera; Acrididae
Product: 1-phosphatidylinositol 4,5-bisphosphate phosphodiesterase-like
Exons: 22
Coding region: 1-3213 (1070 amino acids)
Biological process (GO): phosphatidylinositol-mediated signaling; lipid metabolic process
Molecular function (GO): calcium ion binding; phosphatidylinositol-4,5-bisphosphate phospholipase C activity
Source: RefSeq, a predicted model, not a curated record